AUGAACUGGGCAGCGGCAACGUGCUGGGCUCUGCUGCUUGCGGCUGCCUUCCUCUGCGACGGCGGCGCAGCCAAGGGCGGGCGGGGAGGGGCUCGGGGAAGCGCCCGGGGAGGGCGUGGGGCCUCGAGGGUGCGCGUGAGGCCAGCGCCCCGCUACAGUGCCCCGGGUUCCUCCCUGCGAGUGGCAGCCGCGGGGGCGGCGGCAGGAGCCGCCAAAGGCCCCGCGGCGGGGGCGGGCUGGAGGAGGGCAGCUGGGCCUGGGGAGCACGGCCUGGAGGACGAGGAGGAUCAGAUGCCUGGUGGCAACGGGACCGGUCGGAGCGUAUACAGCUACCGGGCGUGGACUUCCGGUACAGCGCCAAGGCCGUACCUCUGCCUGCUGCUGGGCGGUGCCCUGGGAGCCCUGGAGCUUCUGCGUCCCUAG
This is a messenger RNA of Otolemur garnettii (small-eared galago), 423 nucleotides long. RefSeq names its product shadow of prion protein (gene SPRN). Gene Ontology annotation, molecular function: nucleic acid binding. The transcript has a single exon. Gene Ontology annotation, biological process: protein import into nucleus. The record is from RefSeq and is a predicted model, not a curated record. Lineage: Eukaryota; Metazoa; Chordata; Mammalia; Primates; Galagidae. Gene Ontology annotation, cellular component: nucleus; membrane. The coding region runs from base 1 to 423 and encodes 140 amino acids.